CUGCUGACCCUACACCACAAGAAAAUGCUCUUCUCUGUGAUCUUACUCUAUACAGCCUAUACAUUGCAGAUCUUGGCUGUUGGCGCAAACCGAGCUGACCCUCCUCUGAUAUCGGUUAUUCCAAGCCCCCUCCUUCUUAUCGGGAACAAUGUGACCAUCCGGUGCCAAGGAGCCGAGCAAGAGGACAAGUUCAUUCUAUAUAAAAAUGGAGCGCCACUGAGAGAGGGGACACCUGCGGGGGAAACAGCAGAAUUUUACAUUUGUAAUGCACAAAGAAAAGAUGCAGGAAAUUACUUCUGCAUGAGGAAAGUAGACCGCAGGUUUACCAAUCAUAUAACAAUCAUAGUGAAAGGAGAAGAUGACAUUGUGCAGAUAUUGGCUUUGCCCAGUACCAGCGUCUCUGCGGGAGGCAACCUCACCAUCCAGUGCCAAACAGCAAAGCAAGGAGAUACCUUUGUUUUAUAUAAAGAUGUUGAUGUUGUAACAGAGCAGGAACCUGCAGGAGAAAUAGCCCAAUUCCACAUAUACCCUGUACAACCAAAGGAUAAAGGAAUGUACUACUGCCUGAGAAAAUCCAGCCAAUCAAAAGUCCAGAUUAGCAGUCGAAUAGAAGUUAUUAUAGAAGGAGAAGAUGACAUUGUGCAGAUAUCGGCUUUGCCCAGUACCAACGUCUCUGCAGGAGGCAACCUCACCAUCCAGUGCCAAACAGCAAAGCAAGGAGAUACCUUUGUUUUAUAUAAAGAUGAUGAUGUUGUAUCAGAGCAGGAACCUGCAGGAGAAAUAGCCCAAUUCAAUAUGUACCCUGUACAGCCAAAGGAUACAGGAAUGUACUUCUGCCUGAGAAAAUCCAGCCAAUCAGACAUCAAGGUUAGCAAUGAAGUAGAAAUCACCAUAGAAGGUGCAGGUGAUGAGGUUUCCAGACCAAAUGCAGAUUAUACUAUAACAAAUUCAGUACAACUGGGACUGGCAGGACUUCUCCUUUUAAUCACCAUUUUCCUUGUUAUUGAGAACUGCCGAACCAAGAAGAACCAACUACAACAGCAACGAGACUAUCACAAUUAUAAUCUGUAUUCUGUUCAGUGUUAGGCCUUUCUGCAAUUCCAUAGAAAUGCAUUUGGCAAAAAAACAGAAAGCAAAUCCAAGGACCAAACUGUAAAGUGGUUAAUUUUAUUAUGAUGUAUACAAUGGUAUUCUGAGCAGCUUUGUGGUUUCUACAUUUGGAUCCUAGCAACCAGGCAUUUGCUUGAACGACAAGAUAAAGGAUGGAGAAUGUAAAAAAAACUGAGCAAAGCAAACAUAAUCACUGAAAACCACAAAAAAUGUGACACAGGAUAGCUGGUGCAGAUAUACCCACAAUAUAAAAACAUAUUGAUAUAACUGUAUAUAGUGUACAUGGAAGCGCCAGAUUGUUAUAGCUGUUACAUGACAUGAAACCAUUAAUACAGUGAAUUCAAUUCCAACACUUUAGCAAGCACUUGGCAGACACUGCAACGUUGCAACAAUCACAGCUACAAAUUAUUGAAUGUGACGGCGCAUUUAUAGGCAAUUAACCAUAAUGAUUUCCCACAGAUCAUUUAGAAUGAAACUGAUGUAAUUUCUAAGCAUUGCGUAUGAUUAAUGUGCCAUCUAGAGGUCCAGUAACAUACUGCAUUGUUUCGUAUCGCACAUGUCCACCAUAGGGCGCGUUUAUCCGAAAACCUGAUGCUAUUUGCCUUACCCAGCAGAAAUCUCUUGCGAUGCGUAAUAAGAACAUGUGAAUCACUCACUCAAGAAAAUUGGAAAAAUAGAUAUUCUAGCUAGGUAUUAACCAUGCAUUGACAUAAAUAAGAGACUGGAAUAUGAAUAGAAAGAUGGAUAGAAAAAUAGGUCAUAAAAAGUAGCAAUUACAACAAAUUUGUAUCUUACAGAGCAUUUGUUUUUUUAGAUGGGGGUCAGUGACCUCCAUUUGAAAGCUGGAAAGAAUCAGAAGAAGUUAAAUAAUUAAAAAAACUAUAAAUAAAAAGAAAUGAUGAAGACCAAUUGAAAAGUUGCUUAGAAUUGGCCAUUCUACAACAUACUAAAAUUUAAAGGUGAACCACCGCUUUAGCGAAACUCAGGGAUUCUGCUGAGCAGGACCAAAGAAAAGAAAUGUAGCAACUAAAUGUAUCGAUUUAGAACAGUUUACAGAGUCGAUGACCCCCUUCCCAGAGCGCUUUAGAAAGAACUAAGGUGAAAAACUGAAUUUUACAAUAUUUGCAAUAUUAGUAAAAUGAUUACAAAUAAAAACUAAGUG
Molecule: messenger RNA, 2272 nt
Organism: Xenopus laevis (African clawed frog)
Lineage: Eukaryota; Metazoa; Chordata; Amphibia; Anura; Pipidae
Gene: xilr1.L
Product: KL
Source: RefSeq, marked provisional